UGCACCUGCAUCCACCAAGAUGGCGGCGAAUUGACAGAAGAAAGUAGAUAUGGAGGGGCAAUGUGGAGUCUCUCUGGAACAAGCCAACGAAUAUUUUGGGCAGCAGGAGUAUGGGAAGGCUGCAGAGUGUCUCAGCAGUCUACUGACCCACGUGCCUGAUGCCGUCAGCGAAAGAACCAACCUGCUGAACAGCAGGGCAAACUGUUACCUGCGUAUGAAACAAUAUGAGAAGGUGGUGAAUGACAGUGAUGAAGUUUUAUCUCUGGGUCCAAACAUCGAGGCCCUACUGAGGAAGAGUAAGGCUCUGGGAAAGCUGGGAAGAUUUCAUGAAGCAUAUCAGGCAGUGGAACAAUGUCUGGCUUUAGAACCACAGAACUCUGGGGCACUAAAGGAGCAGGCUCGGCUCCAGACGGUAGUGGAUGCUCUACAGGAUGAGGUUGCUGAGGAGGAGGAGCUGGCAGCAGCAGGGAAGGAGAGGGAGCCUCCCGAGGGCUCGGAGAGGGACUCCCCGAACAUGAACGGGUCUCCCAGUAGCAGUGCCAACUUAGGGAAGACAGUCCAGGGCUCAGGCACCGCAACAACCACAGAUGUGAACCUGUACUGCUCGUACUGUGAUGUCCAGUGUCAGACUAAGGUGGAUCUUCACCUCCACUGCACCAGCCUGGCACAUCAGGCCAUCAUCAUGUCUGACUCAGGCAGAGACUGGAAACACAGACCUCCUCCCAGGGGCAUCACAGGGGACGAGUACACACUCUGUCAGGAGCACAUCAGCCAGGGGAACUGUCAGUUUGGGACCCAGUGUACAGCGGCCCACUCCGAGGAUGAGCUGGCAGAGUGGCAGGAGCGUUACCAGUACCGUCAGAUCCGUAUCCAGCAGGCGCGAGACAGACAGCUGAACGGAGAGUCGUACUCAGAGAAGCUGCUAGAGAGAUGGAUGUCCUCCUCUACUCCUCACUCUGUGAUGAAUGAACAUGUAGAAGGAGUGAUGGUAACGACUGACAACAAGCUGAAUGUGUCUGUGAGCAGUAAGCAGGCCUCCCAUGCCUGGACUUUCACCCUCAACUGUAAGCCUGGAGUGUACCUGUCCCGCGUGGCGCUCCUGUAUGACGUGCACCGGUCACACUUCCACCUGGCGAGCGUGACGAGUAACGGUGACCAGCAGGAGACCAGUCACAACUUGCCGCCCAUGUGUCAGGAGUGGAGCGCCAGCGGCACCGACCCACCCGGCUCCCCCACCAGCCCCGUCACCUACACCAUCCGCCUGGGCUUCAACACCGGCAUCUACGGCACCUUCCGCCAGUCCGCCGUGUUCGACUUCGGGGGCAGCCAGGAGCCGGUGCUGCUGCAGCGAGUCUGCGUGGACGUGGCAUCAUCAGAAGAAAUGAACCGGCUAAAUCAGGUUCGAAACAGCAUGUUAUGUGUCGGGGAACGCUGGAGCAACACCAACAAGACCAUCAUCGAGUUCCUUCCCAAGCCGGCAGACGCCACGGAAAAUGACAAGGGCCUGAUGUCGUUCUACACGCCGCCCGCCUCUCCCGAUCAGCUGUUUACACGAGAAGUGCUGGACGGGCCGCUGACCAAGAACAACUACAAGGGCCGCAUGCACGACCUGCUGUACAUUGAAGAGAUGGCACAGUACAAGGAGAUCAGCAGGUUCAACAUGAAGGUACAGCUGCAGCUGGUGAAGAGUUUCAUGCUGUUGCCGGGGACCAGCGGUGCCAAGUACGCCCAGUCAGGCGAGCUGUACUCACGGGUCAAACUCAUAGAGGACCUGUCAGAGGACACCAUGGCAGGAAGACUCAUACUCAACAGUGUCCAGGCUGUUUUGCUGGCACCCAUGGCAGGGAAGGACUCGUCUCCCGACACCAUCUACGAGGCGGUGGUGGAGGAGAAGGGGAAGGGGUUCAUCUUCCUGCGCCUGUCUGCCACCUGUGUGGCGGACCUCAAGCUAAUGGCAGACAAGGACAUGAAGGCAGAGAUGCAGCUACAACUCAACAGGUUACCCAUAUGUGAGAUGCACUUUGCAGUAGACAAGGUGCCAGACAUGUCCAUCCUCUUCCCGGAGGUGCAACGUCCCACAAACAUUCCAUGGAAUCCACACAGACAGUGGAGUGAAGAUCUAGACCUGCGGCUGAAUGCCAAGCAGAAGGAGGCGAUCCUGGCCAUCACGUCGUCCCUGACGGUGCCCCUGCCUCCCAUCCUGCUGUGUGGACCCUUCGGCACAGGGAAGACCUUCACCCUGGCUCAGGCAGCCAAACAGAUCCUCAAACAACCCAACACUCGCAUCCUCAUCUGUACACAUUCCAACAGUGCUGCUGAUUUGUAUAUCAAGGAGUACCUCCACCCUUACGUCCUGACCAACCACGAGGAGGCGCGCCCUCUCAGGGUGUACUACCGGAACCGCUGGGUGCGGACGGUCCACCCCAUCGUGCAGGGCUACUGUCUGAUCUCCGACAGCGGCUACAACUUCAGGAUGCCGACGCGGGAGGACGUGAUGAAACACCGCAUGGUGGUGGCCACCCUCAGUACCUCACGCUACCUCUGUCAUCUGGAACUGGACCCAGGCACCUUCACUCACAUCCUGGUGGACGAGGCAGCCCAGGCCAUGGAGUGUGAGACCAUCAUGCCCGUUGCCUUGGCAACAAGCUCCACCCGCAUCGUCCUGGCAGGAGAUCACAUGCAGCUGAGCCCUCAUGUGUACUCAGACUUUGCCCGUGAGAGGAACCUCCACAUGUCCUUACUGGAGCGGCUGUACCAUGCCUACCCCUCCAACCACCCCUGUAAGAUCCUCCUGGUGGAGAACUACCGCUCACAUCAGAGUAUCAUUGAGUACACAUCCAAGUUGUUCUAUGAAGGGAAGCUGGUGGCGAGCGGUAAGCAGCCACGACACAAGGAGCACUUCCCUCUCACCUUCUUCACAGCCCGUGGGGAGGAUGUACAGAACCAGAACAGCACCUCCUUCUACAAUAAUGCAGAGGUGUUUGAGGUUGUGGAGCGUGUGAAGGAACUGCAGGAUAAGUGGCCAGAGGAGUGGGGUCCCGUGGACGAGUCCAGCAUCGGAGUGGUCACUCCGUACUCGGACCAGGUCUUCAGGAUCCGUGGAGAGCUACGCAAGAAGCGACUAUACAAUGUCAGCGUAGAGAGGGUUCUCAACGUUCAAGGGAAGCAAUUCCGUGCACUGUUUCUGAGCACCGUCCGAACCCGACACACGUGCAAGAGCGUCUCAGAAAGUGUCAGCAAGGAGCAGGAGCUUGACUACGGCUUCUUGUCUGAUGCCAAGCUGCUGAACACUGCCAUAACUCGUGCUCAGUCCCUCGUGGCUGUGGUAGGCGACCCUGUAGCUGUACUCUCUAUUGGCAAGUGCAGGAAACUGUGGGAUGUGUACCUGGAGAAGUGUAGCGAGGCGGCCAGCCUGCACGGCAUCACCUGGGCCGCCAUCAAGGCCCAGCUGGACGGAGUGGAGCUGAAGAAGACGUACGUGCUGAACCCGCUGGCGCCCGAGUUCAUCCCGCGGGCCCUACAGAUGGCCCAGAUGGCACGAGCGCCCAGGAACUGGAACGUGUCUCCACGAGGGGCGCAGCCGUUCCUACCCCGCCACCCGGCAGACGGACAGGUACCCAUCGGCCCAACGGGGAGCCCCAUGCGGGCCUUCACGCCACCUGUCGCUCCUCGUCCAACCUUCGGGAAGCCCCCCAGCCCUGUGCAGCGCAUCGACCCGUACACCGGCGCUAGCUUACUGUACGUGCCUUCAGCGUAUGGCAGUAACAUGCUCCUGCCCAUCCGGCCCUUCCGACCCAUCCCCCCGCACUACAACACCCACAUGCUGCUCCCCGUAGACCCACGGGUCUUCCCCCACCACCCCAUCAUGCACCCCUUCGCUGUGAACCCACUGCUGCAGCAGCAGGGUGCCGUGGCCCCUCCCACGUCAGGCGCCCACCCGACCACCCCCACUCCCACCAGCAUGGCAGACCAGGGGCAGGGGGAUGCCAGUCGGGGUGGGACUGUGGCCGGCCAGGGUCCUGACAGACCGCGGGGGACAGAUAGACAGGACAUAUCUCCUACUGCUGGUAGUGGAUCCUCCAGUCAGAAAAGACGGGGGCCAGACGGAGCCAGCGCUCCAAACAACAACCCUGCGACGUCCCGUGGCUUUGUGUUCAACCACACGGCGCGAAACAUCCAGCCCAGACCCAGUCCUACGAACCAGUCGGCUAGUGGUAGUGAGUCCCCCACAUCGCCUCUCAUGCCCCCCUCCCACCCUCACCCACAAGGAGCAGCCCCACCCGUCUCACCUUACAGGGAAAACCCCCAGCAGGGGAGACAGUUCAACCUGCAGACCAGAGUAAUGGAGGAGUCCCAGCGUUACCCUGGCAUGGCGCCACCAGUUGUGGAAGGGAGAGUUCAGGAACACCCGGAGGGAAGGGAGCCAGGGGUGGGGAGUGCCAGUAACGCCCGGCUGGGGAUGUUCGGUGGGCUGGGCGGCGGGAACACGCGGCGAAACCUGGAGCAGAUGUUCGAGGCACAGCGGCUGAGCGAGGCGGCGGAACAGCAGAGACAGCAGCAGGCUGGGUGGAGAGGGAACCUGCCGCCUGGCAGCAUGGCACAGCAGGAGGCACAGCACCACAUAGCCAGAUACACGGGCCAGCCCCUGCGGCCUGCAGGUCCCAACAUGUUCCCUCCUGAACACCUCAGCCCAACGUCCCAGCCAGGCCCGGGUCCACUGGGCGGCCCUCACAUGGGCAGCAUGGACCAGAGACAACAAGGAUUUCCUAGAGGUGUACCACCUGAAGGGAGGUUUAUGCAGCAAGGCCUAAACAGUCGCUGCCCUGGCACUGCACCUACUAUAGGGGACCAACACUUCACCACCGGUGCCCAACUCACUGGGAACAGGGACUCCAGACAGGUCAGUGCCGGUGGACAGCUGUUCCUCCGAGGGGACCAGCCCUUCCGCGGAGCCAGCCUUGGCAUGGGAGCAGAUGGACAACCCAUGGGCAGUGGAGCUCUGAACAUGGGAGGCUCAAACCAACCUCCCGGUCGAGGAAACCAGAUGUUGGAGAGGGCUAAUGUUCCACUUGGUGGUAGUGGCCAGGCUGUCGGUGGUGUGAACCAAGCCAUUGGUGGCCCUAACACAGGCGGACGGCUGAUGCCAACAGAGAUGCAAGCAGGCAUGCACAGGGGAAGUGGGACGGACAACACCAGUGUUAACCGUGGUUACAACAACGCCAUGCCGGUCCCGAGCCUCAGCGAGAACAGUGCGCUCGCACAGUUAGCUCUGGAGCAGCAGCGUCAGGGUCCCAACAGUCGCUACAGCUACCAGCCGCCGCCCAGAUUCAUCCGGCAGCAGCAGGCCAAGGCUCAGCAGGACUUCCCCCCCACCCCCGGGUCAGCCCCUGCCCAGCCGGCAGACAGCCACAGGACGAGGGAGGGGACACCGCUGUACCAGCGACAGGUGGCCCGAGGGGGGGAGGUACAGCAGCCGAUUGGCAGAUAUCUCCCUGGACAGCCACCACAGCAAGGACAGCCUUUCCUAACACCCAGCCAAACAGAACAGCGGCAGCAUCUCCAGGCAGAUAUACCUGAAGCACUACGCUUUCUUACACAGGUACCACCCCAGUUCCCACAGCCUGCUGUGAGUGCCCAGGCGGCGCCCCCGGUUCGCCAGGAGACCGCCAGCGCUACUCCUACCACCAUGUCCUACGCCAACGUGGUCCGAGCGCCGCCGCGACCAAAGAACCCCUCCCAGCCUGGCCAGGACAACAAGGGCAGCAAACCACUCGCGUUGGAUGCCAACGUAGGCUACGUAUCAGGCACCAACGGACUGUACACUUACUUCAAAUAAUGGGGCACCACUGUACAUGACAUACCACAUUGUACAUCUCAUUCUCCAAUGUAAUUACUGUACAUAACUGCAUAAA
Branchiostoma belcheri (Belcher's lancelet) is the source of this 5912-nucleotide messenger RNA. Its product is annotated as probable helicase with zinc finger domain. The record is from RefSeq and is a predicted model, not a curated record. Gene Ontology annotation, biological process: regulatory ncRNA-mediated post-transcriptional gene silencing. Bases 50 to 5836 code for a protein of 1928 amino acids. NCBI's taxonomy places the organism in Eukaryota, Metazoa, Chordata, Leptocardii, Amphioxiformes, Branchiostomatidae. The transcript is spliced from 25 exons. Gene Ontology annotation, molecular function: helicase activity; metal ion binding; protein binding. Gene Ontology annotation, cellular component: P granule; cytosol.